Molecule: messenger RNA, 2034 nt
Organism: Heterobilharzia americana
Lineage: Eukaryota; Metazoa; Platyhelminthes; Trematoda; Strigeidida; Schistosomatidae
Source: the annotation of a GenBank genome assembly
GAUGAAGAUACCCAACCAUCAACAACAACAAGCAUCAAUCACUAUCAACGGGAGAAACCUCAAGGAAGUGGUCUCUUUCACCUACCAUCUAGGCAGCAUCAUUUCAACUACAGGUGGGGGUGGCACAGAUGAAGAUGUCAAAGCCAGGAUCGAAAGACAGCAAGACAGGCCUUCAUUAAACUGAAAUCAGUGUCGAGGUCUACUGCACUCAGCAUAAGGCAUGAACAAGAUCUGGAUUUUCAACACUAAUUCAGUCAAGUAAGUCAGUGCUUCUUUGUAAUGGUUGAGAGGCUUGGCGCGUUACGGAAAGCAUUUCCAACAAACUACAGACAUUCAUCAACAGUUGCCGCCUACACUCACUCGUUACUGAAUCUCGAUCAGAUGGCCAGAAUAAUAAGAAAAAGCGACCAGGAACUCUGGCUGGCUGGCAAUGAACCAACCCAGGGCCUAUCUCCCAACAAAGACGCAUAAGAAAGUGGAGAUGGAGUGGGCAUACAACUCGAGGAUAUCACGCACCAGGCUCUCGAGUGAAAGGCAGGUGGAAAACGAGGAGUUGGGCGUCCGAGGGUGAUAUGGAGGAGAUCAUGUGAUGAAGAAGUAAAAGUUUAUAUGCUGUCGUGGAGCGAGUUUCUUCAACUCGCGAAACGACCCACUCUAAACAUCCACGCCAUGAGUUGUAAAUGUUUACCUCCAUUCUUAUCAUAGAUAAGUCACGUACAAAGAUAUGAGUUAAUGGUUAUCUAGUCUUUUAAUGGCAAAUAGCUUAAUUUGGCGAAAAUAUGUGUUUCCAGUAAUCGCUUCACUAGGCAGUAAUGUCACAUUUUAAUUAUCUUUAUAACGAACAAGUCCAUAGGCGUCAUACUGCAGUGCCAUAGAUAUUCAAAAUUGUAUAAAUUAUGAUUUACUCAGUAACUGUGGUUUUAAUUUUCCACGCUUUAAUGCAAAAAUUUAAAUUUGAGUAUAACUCAUUCAACUUUUUUUUUACUUUCCAACAUAGAACAAGACUAUUCUUGUCUAUGGAGUUCAUUUUCCGUCUACAGGUAUGGAUUUUUCUGUUUGUCAUGCUUCAAAAUGUCAGGUUAUUUCUGACAAAACAAAGUGGUGCACGACGUUCAGAUCAGUUAUGGUUUACUCUGUUCACGAAUCCCCUCUAAAUAUCAGAAUUGGCGAUAAUCUAAGGGACAAGGUUGAUAUAUUUGGUAAAUGCGGAUCUAAACUAUGUCCCAGAUCAUCAGAAAAAUUAUGUUUUAAAUUACUUCGUGAAGAAUACAAAUUUUACUUGAGUUUUGAAAAUAGUCUAUGCAAAUAUUAUGUGACGGAAAAAUUCUACCUAAAUGCACUACAGAAUGAUGUUAUUCCUAUUGUGAUGGGAGCAUCAAUUGAAGAAUAUCAAUCGCUAGCACCGCCAUACUCCUUUAUCCAUGUCGAUCAAUUCGAAUCACCUUUUAAACUUGCCGAAUACCUAAAGUACCUAGAUGGAAACGAUACAGCAUAUAACGAAUACUUUGCUUGGCGUGAACAUGGAGAAGUGAAAAACUGGCAUGGUGAUCCUCACUGUGAAAUAUGUUUAUUGGCUCAUACAGUUCAAUACCUCCAUCCAUCUUGGGUUUCAGAUGUAUCUAGUUGGUGGAAUGAUGCAUGUAAAGAUCGACGUCUUCGCUGGGAUCCAUCUACUUUUCAUUCUGAUUAGGAUUGUCUCUAUCUUUCUUUUUAUCUUCAUAAUUUCUAUGAUGAUUAUGCUAACAGGCUUGUUUCUUUCAGUUUCUGUUGCUCAUGUGGAAUAUUAUUUUAACUUAAAGUGAUAGUAAGCACCACCGAAAAGAAAUUCUUAUACUUUUUUUAGUAAUCACCUAAUAUCUCUAUUGUUUGCAAUAUACUUCAAAUCCUGUGAUGAGCUGGAGAUUAUGAACAGUGAUUUACAUUUCAAAAGAAACAUCAUUUUUUGUACAAAAUAUAGUUACUUUUUGAAAGCAAGUAGUGAUGCCUUUCUUUCUUAAACUUUAGCUCAUUUUCUGAAAAGAUAUUUUUUUAUUC